UACUCAGUCGCGCUCUCAGUAUUAUAACGGAAACGUUGCAUUUUAAUGCACGUUGCAUGUUACUUAUGCUGAUUAUAAGGAAAAAGUUCAAGAAAAUAAACAUGUUUUUGUUUGUGUUAUUCGCUACGGGUUUUGUUACAUCACUGGCGCAACAAACAGAAGCAUCAAAAAGUAAUUCCUGCAAACUCCCUUCUUACCCCAAACAUGGUAGCUACGUUGCUUUAGGAGAUUCAACGGGAGAACCUGGACAGACGUUUGACCAUGUAGCACUCAACGUUACCUGCGAUUCUGGUUAUCUUAUCAAUGCCAUAGAAAGCGCCGUGAUAUUUUGCUUAGAAGGAUUGUGGUCUUCUCAGAUCACUGACUGCACGCGUGCUUGCAGGCUCGUCAAAGACGCUAGCGUCAGCUACAUGUGCUUGCUUCAAAACUCUCAAGGCAAGAGGGAGUGCAACGAUCACGAACCAGAUGGCACAAUCGUGCAGGCUGUCUGCAAACCGGGCUACUCCACGAAUAGAUCGCUCUCUCACAUGAGGUGCAUCGACGGCAGCUGGGAUUACGUCGCUCAAUGUUCAGCAGAAUGCGGUCAGCUCCCAGAUUUCCCUCCGCCAUUGAUCCUGGAUGCUAAAAGCCAGAUGCCGCCGUUUGUUCCGUGGAAUGCCGCCAUUUACAGGAGCAGGAAGCUCUCGAACGAGCACAUCUGUGGUGGUGCACUGGUCACGAGAAAAGUCGUCAUAUCUGGUGGUCACUGCUUUUGGAGCUGGAAGGAUAAACGCGUAGAGAGUCCUGAUCAAUACGUAGUAGUUGUCGGCAACAAAUACAGGCCCUGGGCCCAUCCCGAUGACUUAAAUACUCAGAUGUCUCAAGUAUCAGAGAUCAAAGUGCCGCCCCGAUUCUUAGGUGUGGCGGCGAACUACCAGGAGGACAUAGCCCUGGUGGUGCUUACCACACCUGUGCAGUACAACGCCUACGUCAGCCCCGUGUGCCUCGACUUCGACCCAGGGUUUGAGGAGAGGCAACUUACCAACGGCAACGACGGGAUAGUAGCCGGAUGGGGUAAAGACUCUUCGGGAAUUAUACCCGCGUUGGUGAAAAUCAUCAAUGUCCCAUACUUACCCAUCGAUGAGUGCCUCGCCGUUGCACCAGCUGACUUCAAGGCAUUCAUCACAAGCGAUAAAAUAUGCGUAGGAUCCAAAAACGUUGCCACUGGCAUCUGCCGAGGCUUCGGCGGUGCGGGACUGGCGUUUCCACGCUUUGAAUUUGAGAGGGCCUACACAAAAUAUUAUCUUCGAGGCGUCAUCUCCUCAGCACCUAACACAGAAAACUGCACCAAUUACAUCAAUACAGUCACACAGUUGUCUAAACACGAGUUAUUUAUAAAACAACAGCUGGAAAAUUAUUAAAAAAUAAACGUAUCCUUACUUUUAUUGUAUUUAAGUAGUUUCAUUUUUA
Messenger RNA from Chilo suppressalis (striped riceborer), 1449 nucleotides. Lineage: Eukaryota; Metazoa; Arthropoda; Insecta; Lepidoptera; Crambidae. The record is from the annotation of a GenBank genome assembly.